AUGGGACUAUUGGCAAAGGGAAAGGGAAAGAGCAACAACACUAACACCGACAACACCACCCAUAACAGUAACAGGGAGGGUAUGGGCUUACUCCUAGUUUUCUUCCCAGAAAAUAACGCUCCAAAUCCCACUCCAACCAUUGCUAACAAAACCAACCUUCUCUCUUCUUCUUCUUCUUCUUCUUCUUCUUCUUCUUCUCCCUUUUUCAAAAGAACCAAUUCCAAUGUCAUCUUCUCCAAAGCCCAGUCAACAAUUUCCAUAUGCUUCUUCCUCCUCUUCUCCACUCUCCUUCUCUUCACCCUCUCCACCUUUGAACCCACCAUCCCCACAGACCCUUUCUUUUUACACAAACCCCACUUUACUUCCUCCAAACCCCCCAACGACACUCGUUUCACUUCAACCGCACUUCAACGCAUGGGCAAUCUCUACCGCCGAGGAACCCGAGCCAUGAACGACAUCGUCGUUUGCCACGUCCCCGAAGACACAACCUCCCAAGAAUUUCAACUCUUUCUCAGACUCCUCCAUCGUUCUGGCGUCACUUCCAAAUCCGACGUCGUUUUCAUCUUCCCUUCUCCUACCUCCGUGUCCACCUUCGACCCCAUUGUUCGUGAAGAGAACGACUUGUUUUUGUCACUCGUCGCGCUCCACGCCGAGUUGAACUCGACUCAGUGGAGCAAAUCGCCCGAGUCGAGUUUCGACGUGACUCGCUUCUUGAAGUUUGCUAAGAACGGAGAGUCGCCUUGGGGGAAGAGAAUUAAAAGCAAUAUGAGUGGUUCAGAUGCAGAAGAGAGCGAGUUGACUCGGGCGAGUUACGGAUCGGUGCUGAGUUUCGACGCUAAUGAACUUGACCCGGAGAACGCACUUGCUGGGUUUUUGGACCGAGUUCCGCUGAGUUUGAGGAUAUGGGCUUGUUACCCCAUGUUACUCGGCCGAGUCAGGAGGAAAUUCAAACACGUAAUGCUAGUUGAUGUGAAGAAUUUGGUGAUUUUAAAUGACCCGCUCGGGCGAGUCAGGAAUCGGAGUCCCGAGUCGGUUUAUUUGUACCCGGUAAUGAAUAAUGGAAAGCAUGGGAAGAAGAACUCGGAGAGAACUCAAUCUCACCUGGUUAACUCAGCGAUUCUAAUGGGGGGUGCUCGUGGGGUUCGGCGAUUGGCGAACGCAAUGCUGAUUGAGAUUGUUAGAGCCGCAAUGCAGCACAAGAAGAAGAGCCCGGUGUCCGGGUCGGCGAUUCUGAGUCAACUCGUUCGGAAUGAGUUUGUGUUGAAGAACGUUCAUUUGAUCGUCUCGAGCGAGUCAAUACCGGAAGCGAGUUCACUCGCUGCUUCGACGUGGUUUUCAGAUUAUUCAAUAAUUCAACGGGGUAUGGGUAAUUAUGACCUUAAUUAUGUUAUUAAGAAGCAUAUUUGUUCCUCUGUAGUUGAUUCUUCUGUUUAUAGAGAUUGUUAA
Abrus precatorius (Indian licorice) is the source of this 1446-nucleotide messenger RNA. RefSeq lists its product as uncharacterized. The coding region runs from base 1 to 1446 and encodes 481 amino acids. The record is from RefSeq and is a predicted model, not a curated record. NCBI's taxonomy places the organism in Eukaryota, Viridiplantae, Streptophyta, Magnoliopsida, Fabales, Fabaceae. The transcript has a single exon.